Molecule: messenger RNA, 402 nt
Organism: Entrophospora candida
Lineage: Eukaryota; Fungi; Glomeromycota; Glomeromycetes; Entrophosporales; Entrophosporaceae
Source: the annotation of a GenBank genome assembly
AACUACAGGAAAUUCAAUUAUCCAAAUCACUAUCAUCUUAUCCAAUUAGUCAAGAUAGCAAAGAAACAAAGGAUGAGCCAAACAAUGGAAUAAUCAAUGAAAACAAAGCAAUUACUGAUAAACCUAAGGAUAAUUGGUCAGGAUGGCUUGAUAAGGCAAUUCAGAAGGAAUACAUUAAUUUUUAUGAAUAUGGUAGUAGGUUUAAAAAUAUUCAAAAAAUUGGUUCAGGUAAAUUUGGAAAAGUUUAUAAAGCAACAUUGGAUAAUAACAGUAUUUGUGCCUUGAAAUCCUAUAUAGAUGGUAUAACAAAUAUGAAAGAAAUUACUAAUGAGUUGAAAUUGUUAUAUAAAGUUAAUCAUCAUCAAAAUAUUAUUCAUUUCUAUGGUGUCACUAAGAAUGAAA